This is a messenger RNA of Orbilia oligospora ATCC 24927, 282 nucleotides long. RefSeq lists its product as uncharacterized. NCBI's taxonomy places the organism in Eukaryota, Fungi, Ascomycota, Orbiliomycetes, Orbiliales, Orbiliaceae. The coding region runs from base 1 to 282 and encodes 93 amino acids. The transcript is spliced from 4 exons. Gene Ontology annotation, molecular function: RNA binding. Gene Ontology annotation, cellular component: U6 snRNP; P-body; U4/U6 x U5 tri-snRNP complex. Gene Ontology annotation, biological process: P-body assembly; mRNA splicing, via spliceosome. The record is from RefSeq and is a predicted model, not a curated record.
AUGGCCGACACAGAAAACGGUACAAGCGCCGUCGCGGAGCCGUUAGAUCUCGUCCGACUUUCUCUUGAUGAAGUCGUCUUUGUCAAGCUACGUGGAGAUCGCGAGCUCAGAGGCAGACUACACGCCUACGACUCGCAUUGCAAUCUAGUACUUGGAGAAGUUGAAGAAACGAUAUACGUGGUUGACGAAGAUGAUGAUGACACAAUACGGACGGUCAAGAAAAAUUCGGAAAUGUUGUUUGUCAGAGGCGAUAGCGUUGUCAUUAUAGCUACGACGACCUAA